Dreissena polymorpha is the source of this 2634-nucleotide messenger RNA. RefSeq names its product putative inhibitor of apoptosis. Gene Ontology annotation, biological process: regulation of cell cycle. The transcript is spliced from 16 exons. The record is from RefSeq and is a predicted model, not a curated record. The coding region runs from base 147 to 1730 and encodes 527 amino acids. Lineage: Eukaryota; Metazoa; Mollusca; Bivalvia; Myida; Dreissenidae. Gene Ontology annotation, cellular component: nucleus; spindle microtubule; cytoplasm.
UUAUAUUAUGUCAGUGACGCAGUAAAAUGUAGUGCACGCAUACAACCCAUGACUAAUCGUGGAAAUGCGCAUUUCCGGUAGUGUUAGCCCAUAUCAUAUGGAUAUGGACGGUGGACAUUCAUUUAAGUGUUAAAAUAGGCAAAACAAUGGGGGUCGAUAUCCAAACAUAUCGCUGUAGAAUCGGAUUAGUCUGCAUCAAGAAUAGUCUCAGAAGCUCUGGAGGCAGGACAAGAUGCAAACCUGAGGAGGCAAAUGGAAGCAAUAUUAAACCACUACUUAUGGUUAUGCUUGUAUUAUCGAUGACGUUUCCAAAUGAAAUGUUUGACUUGACGAGUGAUCUAACAAAUACUUUCUCGAAACAUGAUGCCAAUUUAAACGAACGUUUGGAAGCGUUGUUGUCCAACAUGCAUAUCACACAACACAUCAAUCCUGUAGCGCAUGGUCAUUCCAAGGACUUUAUGCCUCAUGUUUCUGUGACACAAAAUUGUGUAAGAAGCUUGAACAAGACGAUGUUUGGGUCGGAAUAUCAAAACGCAAUAACACUUAGAGUCAUACGAACCCAUUUAGCGAUUUCUGGCGUUGAACCAAAUCCAGGGCCUGGAAGUCCAAGUUCCGAAGAAAACGAGCAGCAGACAAACGAUUCGACGGAUCCAACGCAGCAAAACAGUGGCGAAGACUACAAUUCUGACGCACAUGCAGACCAACCACGCCUUAACCAGACGACAACGAACACAGACACGGAACGUAUAAUCUAUUCGAGGACGACGCAGGCUAUCGUAACUCAAUACCCGAAACGACACAACGAAUGCGUUCACAAUACGCAAGAGCAGUCUCAACAACAACAAAGUUACACAGACGUACGUUAUUCUGCAAUGUACGAGAAGUACCGAACAUUCCAAUCGCGUCUAAACACCUUUCGGAAUUGGCCAUCCAACCGAAAUCAGAUGCCAGAUGAAAUGGCAGAGGCAGGGUGGUGGUACACGGGUAAAGACGAUGUUGUUUGUUGUUUUGCCUGUGGUGAGAGCAUGAUGGAAUGGCAACCAGAAGACAGUCCCUGGAUCGAACACUGUAAAUUCAGGAACUGUCCGCAUUUACGGGAGUUCAAAGGCGAUGGAUUUAUAAAUUUUCAUCAACUGACAGAUAACCCUGCUGCUAAUACUGCGACGAACCAAGUUGCGUUUGACGAUACGACUGUUGAAGGGCCUCUUCGCAAUCAUAAAACACAAACACAGUCCGUUGUGGAGGACCAUAUUAACAUAUAUGUUAGCGAAAUCAGAUUGCCAGAUCCUGCACUGUUACAACCAGGAAACGAGUAUAAUAUCCAACAGACUCACAACAUUCCGAAAUGUCUUAACGCUCAGGAGGUCAGCCGUAUCCAACAGUUUACCAAUCAUACCGACACCUUGCGUGCUUUACAUGAGGAUGAGAAUGACACUGCUGUGUUGUUUGACGCUAAUAUUCAGGACGUUCUAGAGAACUGUAACAUCCAACAAGGCAAAAGAGAUCAAGAUAGCGAGAAUAGCGAUACACUUGUAGAGAAUUUACAAGAGAGGAAUUCGAGUGGACGCCGGAGUCGUUUUACGUGUCAUUUCUGCCAAAUAAACAUAGUCAACGCGCUGUUCCUACCAUGUAGACAUCUCAUGUACUGCACGGACUGUACACGACACUGUAAUAGGUGUCCAGACUGCAAUAGAAGGAUUAUGGAGCGGAUUCAGGUUUAUAUGAAAUGAUAGGGCGUGAAAAAGACCUCAUAUAGUAUUGUCAAAUCAAGAAAAACAUCAAACUAUUACUGGUGUAUGUAAACAAACAUAAAGCGUAUUUUAAAUGGUUGGUGUGAUAGCGAUCACAAUGGAUAGUUCACGUUAAAUCGUAGAACAGGUUCUAUGCAAUACCGACGCCAGCUAUUUAGUAUUGUGUCCACUUUUUCCGAGUUGAGGAUACGAAUAUUUUUGCCGACCAUUGCUUAGUUGAUAGAAAAUUUGAUUGCUCUUUUGCGUUUAAAGUUAACAAAUAGUCAAUCAAUUAUUGUAUUGUCUACUUAAGUUGUAUUAUCUAAAAAAUAGUUGUGGAACAAUGACCAUUGGCAUGACCAAAUCCUGUAAGCAUAGUUUAUGUGGAGAUGCCUCUCUUUGUUAUUUAAACGUGAAAACAUGAAGUAAUGCUAGCUCACAACACAAUUGUUAUGAAAAAACAGGUUUUUUUCCCAAAUGUGCUGAACACUUUUUAAAAAAAGUAAACUGAAUAAAUAAAAAGGUUAUAAACAUAAAGAAACAAAAGGAUACUAAAUAAAAAUAUGUAUUUGACAUAUUGUUAGUUAGUAUCCUUUUGUUUUAUGAUAUAAGUUGUGUAUACGAAAACAUAAAUUAGAUAACGAUUGGACACACAUCCGAAAAUUAGAACAAACCAGCUCAAUAUGAACAAUAUGCUCAAAUAAUCAGCAGGAAUCCACCGUCCAAUAUUUAUCUGAGCACGUUUGAACAAAAUUCCAAAAGCGUUUACAACCCAAACAGUUUGUUUUGCAUGCAUGUUGAUGAUGUUAUUUCUUUCUUGGAACGGUUCGAAACGGACGAGUUUUAUGUAAAGUUUGAUGAAUUAAAUGAACGUUUUUUACUAUAACUAAUUAAUAACUGUUUU